Messenger RNA from Aspergillus pseudonomiae, 1540 nucleotides. Its product is annotated as ubiquitin 3 binding protein But2 C-terminal domain-containing protein. The coding region runs from base 254 to 1240 and encodes 328 amino acids. The record is from RefSeq and is a predicted model, not a curated record. Lineage: Eukaryota; Fungi; Ascomycota; Eurotiomycetes; Eurotiales; Aspergillaceae. The transcript is spliced from 3 exons.
GAAGCUAGCGGGAUCUUAGUUCACGAUAGUCUUCAUUAAGCAAGCCUUCAUUGGUAGGUCUUAGGUCUCUAGAAAUGUUCGUUCAGGAUGACGUCUACUAUAUCUCCCAAGUCAGCGUCCGGUUGGUCUAGGCUUACGAGUCUCAGUUUCUUAAGACAAGGAACACCGUCCAGCUAGCCCCGGACAUAAAUAUGCUCUAUCUCCCAUAGAGUGCCAUAACACCCAGUAACCUCAUUUCCAAGCCACAAGACCUAUGCUAUUCACAAUCAUGAAAAGCUUCAUCACCUUAACGGCUCUUGCUGCCGGCGCACAGGGCCUCACAGGUCGCACUACUAAUUGUUGCUUCCAUCUUACUGCCUCAGGCGGUGCCUCGGGCACCGUUGGCCAGCUCAGCGAUGGACAAAACCGUAUUGGUGACAACACUCUGUCUCCUGCGCAAUUCUGUAUUAACUCGCAUGGGGCUAUCACGGAUGGCAGUGGCCGUGGCUGCAUCUUAACUCCGCCGACUACUCAGUUCCAGUGUGAUCAGGGUGCCACACCUGAGUCGGGUUUCUCUAUUACCCCAUCUGGCUUGCUAGAGUUUCAAGGCGGCUCUGAUUUCCUCGCUUGUGACACUGGCCAGAACGGUGGUAUGAACAUCCAUGUCACUCCUAGCAAGGCCCUCGGGAAGUGUGUAAACAUCCAGUUGAAGGCCGACUCAUGCGCGCCUUCUGCCUCCUCUGCCCCACCCGCAACAACGUCCGCUAGCAAUAGCUGUCCCACCACGUUGUCUUCGGGCAACUUUGAGUUUCCUCAUCUGAUCAUUCCUGUCAACUCAAAGUCUCCCAAUAAGGCGUUCGGCACCUCAUUCAACGGCACGGUGACCUCAACCAUCUCAAGCAUAUUCAACUUCGAUAUUCCCCGGUCUGAUUCUGGCAAGACGUGCAGAUUAGUGUUCCUGUUUCCCCAGAAGGCUGACCUUCAGACCUCAUCCUUUAGCUUCAGCGGCGAUGGCAAGGUAAACUUUUCCAAGCUUUCCAAGGCUGCUACUACCUCUACUACCUUUAACAACGCUCCCUCUAUCUCGCAAGAUCUGGGUAAUAUCACGAUUUCGCCUGGAAAUUCAUUCGUUGUCUCAACUUUCUCCUGCCCUGCUGGUGAGGCUAUAGCCUUCGAAAUGAAAAAUGCCGGUACCACCGAGCUUAAUUUCUUCGAGGACUUCAACCCUGCUCCCCUGGGUCUUUUCAUCACUGUCUGCUAAAGAAGCAGCAUAAUUUCGGUGUUAUUUUCAGACUUCCAUCAUUAAGAGUUAAUCAUCUGUACUGAGUUCCUGACCAGAGUGAUCAUGCCGGAAACAAUUUGCACAAGAGCCUCAUACCUCAAAUGAUUACGCAAGUUCCCCGUCCAAAAGUCAUUCAUUUUGGUUAACGUCCUGGAAAACACCUAAUCAUCAGAUUUUUGUAUUACGUCAGUAUUGAAAUCGAUUAAUUAUUUUUCAAAUCCAGCAGCGUUGGUGUAGUGAAGACUUUAUUAUAAUAGCAUUGGACAGGGUGGCAGAUUC